AUGGGUUGGAGAACGGUCUUCAUUGCGCAGACACCCAUAUUACUGCUGGCCGCCGCGGCAUGUGCGAUGCUCAUACCAUCGCUACCGGCGUUUCUGCCUCCUGACGACAAUAGCGAUGCGGUGGCCGGCACCACAAAAGUUGGAGCGACUGGAGAUCAUCGAAUCUCGACCGUCCUCCGACAUGUCGAUUUCGGGGGCGCUCUUCUAUUGGUCAGUACCAUCACACUCGGACUGCUCUCAAUGGUCUUUCUCGGUGAUGGACACACUAUUCACGACACUCGCGUAACGCUGACGCUCGGACUCUGUAUCGUCUCUGGGAUGCUGCUUUACUUAGUGGAACGCUUCAUUGCUCCCCAGCCGAUGCUGUCACGCAGACUGCUAUCUAAUUCUGUCGUGGUGAGAGUGUACUUGACUAAUGUUCUGGGUAUGGUUGCACAGUCUUUGAUCCACGAAAAUCCCGAGGUCGCAUAUAAGGAGUACAAAGCACAUGAUGCCAACUCAAACCUCCUAGAAGAACUCGGAUUCAAGGUCACUCUGCGCUGCUGA
Messenger RNA from Pseudocercospora fijiensis CIRAD86, 546 nucleotides. RefSeq lists its product as uncharacterized. Lineage: Eukaryota; Fungi; Ascomycota; Dothideomycetes; Mycosphaerellales; Mycosphaerellaceae. Bases 1 to 546 code for a protein of 181 amino acids. Gene Ontology annotation, biological process: transmembrane transport. The record is from RefSeq and is a predicted model, not a curated record. The transcript is spliced from 2 exons. Gene Ontology annotation, molecular function: transmembrane transporter activity.